AUGGGACCAGUCGCUGAAACCUUCAGGAAUCAGCAGCGAUUUGAGGGAUAUAAGGAAAGACCAAAGUCAUCUACAUCUACUGCUGAACUCAAGUCUACAGCCUCACCAGGGGACACCCAGCAGUCCUGUGUAAGACAGGAGGACAUCCAGCAGUCCUGUACAAGACAAGAGGACAUCCAGCAGUCCUGUGCAAGACCACUCCUCAGACCAGCCAGCUUCCCUUUUGAGAAAGGGGAUUUGUACAGACAAGCAGAAGCAAGCGUCCAGCAACAUCAGAGACCUGCAGAGACUCCUCCAGAGGUACCACAAGUCCCAGCAGUCAGCACGGUGAAGCAGGACUAUGGACACAUACCUGAAGGUAACUCUGUAACAGUAGUGCAGUCACCACAAGCCCCUGGGGGCAGUAGAGAGCAGCAGGACUGUGGACUCUUACCUGAAGGCAGCAGUGCAGCAGAGAGUUCACAGGACAUGGCUCUGCAGGGCUUGCUGGGCUCUGUAGUGCAGGAUCAUACUGCCAGUGACUGCAAUGAUAUGACUGUAUGUGAUAUUACUGAUAAUGUGUCUGCAGAGGGGAGCGCUUCACAGUCUGUGUGGGAUCUGGGGUCAUCUCUGGGGUCAGGUCCACCAUUAGUUCAGCCUUCAGAGGCUGGUGACCCCCAGAGUAUAGAGGUUGAUGGUGGGGAGGGGGCUGUACAGUCUGAUGGACAACACUUCCCCCCUUUAGUCACACAAGUGUCAGACCCCCCUAGUGCAGGCGGUCAGCAGCCACCACAGCGCCCCCAAGUACAGCAGGAGGGUAGAAGUAGUGGCGCCUCCUCUGGUAAUGCCUGGAGUCGUGGGUCACCAUUCAUGUCCAAUGUAAACUACACGGGUCAGGCUUUCAAGAGGAGGAACGUGGUCAGGUUCAGACAUAGAGGGGCCAAGGAGGAGCUGCCUGACAGGAGGUUUGUGGUCCGUGAACUUCUGUGCCACCAAAUGGGCUUCCUGCCAUCUAACAUCCUGGCAGUGAUAAACCUUCCUGACAGGCAGGGCUAUGACGUCAGCUUCAAACUCAUGUCUGACCUGGACCGCUUCUGGGCCCAUGUCACCCGGGUGAGAGAUGCUGAUGGCUGGAAUAAGUUCAGCUUUGUCCCCAUCUCCAGACCGGACACAGCGAAUGUCACCAUUAUAUUCUGGAACGAGUCUGUCCCCCCCCAGGAUAUUGUUGUAUGGUUAAAAAGACACUGUGACCUAAUGUCAGACCUGACUAAGACCAGGGAUGAGGACGGCAUAUGGACGGGCGGGUGGAAGGUCCUGGUGAAGUUACGGCAGAUUAAUAACAUUACCCAACAUCUGCCCAAUUCAUUCUUCAUUGGCCGGGAGAAAGGGGUUUGUUUCUAUGCAGGUCAGCCCAGAAAAUGCUUCAAGUGUGGGAAGACCGGUCAUAUCGCGAGUGUGUGCACCCUGGUGAAGUGUAAUUUAUGUGGGGAGAUCGGCCAUGUCAGCGCCACCUGCCAGAACAUCCGCUGCAACCUCUGUGGAGACACGUUUAAAUACUCAAGGACUGUUACGUGAAGCAGAGCGUGAAUGGCGGUCUGGUCCAUCCUUUUGGUCACUGGCUGUGGAACCAAGUGCCGGGGUCUCUAUCCUCUUUACCACCAAUGAUGUAACUAUACAUAGGCUGACAGAGGUAUUGAUGGGAAGGUGCCUAAUGCUAGAAGUUACUAUUCGGGGUAGAAGGCUCCGACUCAUUAAUAUCUAUGGUUCACAGACAGUGACUGAAAGGGUUAACCUUUAUAAUGAAGUGAAGCCAUAUCUCUUUACAUCUG
This is a messenger RNA of Hyla sarda, 1808 nucleotides long. RefSeq names its product zinc finger CCHC domain-containing protein 3-like. Gene Ontology annotation, molecular function: RNA binding; zinc ion binding; double-stranded DNA binding. The record is from RefSeq and is a predicted model, not a curated record. NCBI's taxonomy places the organism in Eukaryota, Metazoa, Chordata, Amphibia, Anura, Hylidae. Bases 1 to 1554 code for a protein of 517 amino acids. The transcript has 2 exons. Gene Ontology annotation, biological process: activation of innate immune response.